AUGGUUCUGUCCACGACUCCAUGGUUCUGUCCACGACUCCAUGGUUCUGUCCACGACUUCAUGGUUCUGUCCACAACUCCAUGGUUCUGUCCACGACUCCAUGGUUCUGUCCACGACUCCAUGGUUCUGUCCGCGACUCCAUGGUUCUGUCCACGACUCCAUGGUUCUGUCCACGACUCCAUGGUUCUGUCCACAACUCCAUGGUUCUGUCCACAACUCCAUGGUUCUGUCCGCGACUCCAUGGUUCUGUCCACGACUCCAUGGUUCUGUCCACGACUCCAUGGUUCUGUCCACGACUUCAUGGUUCUGUCCACAACUCCAUGGUUCUGUCCACGACUCCAUGGUUCUGUCCAUGACUCCAUGGUUCUGUCCACGACUCCAUGGUUCUGUCCACGACUCCAUGGUUCUGUCCACGACUCCAUGGUUCUGUCCAUGACCCCAUGGUUCUGUCCACGACUCCAUGGUUCUGUUCACGACUCCAUGGUUCUGUCCACGACUCCAUGGUUCUGUCCACGACUCCAUGGUUCUGUCCACGACUCCAUGGUUCUGUCCACAACUCCAUGGUUCUGUCCGCGACUCCAUGGUUCUGUCCACGACUCCAUGGUUCUGUCCACGACUCCAUGGUUCUGUCCACGACUUCAUGGUUCUGUCCACGACUCCAUGGUUCUGUCCAUGACUCCAUGGUUCUGUCCACGACUCCAUGGUUCUGUCCACGACUCCAUGGUUCUGUCCACGACUCCAUGGUUCUGUCCACGACUCCAUGGUUCUGUUCACGACUCCAUGGUUCUGUUCACGACUCCAUGGUUCUGUCCACGACUCCAUGGUUCUGUCCACGACCCCAUGGUUCUGUCCACGACUCCAUGGUUCUGUCCACGACUCCAUGGUUCUGUCCACGACCCCAUGGUUCUGUCCACGACCCCAUGGUUCUGUCCACGACCCCAUGGUUCUGUCCACGACUCCAUGGUUCUGUCCACGACUCCAUGGUUCUGUCCACGACUCCAUGGUUCUGUCCACGACUCCAUGGUUCUGUCCACGUGA
Knipowitschia caucasica is the source of this 1038-nucleotide messenger RNA. The record is from the annotation of a GenBank genome assembly. Lineage: Eukaryota; Metazoa; Chordata; Actinopteri; Gobiiformes; Gobiidae.